Molecule: messenger RNA, 2093 nt
Organism: Spodoptera frugiperda (fall armyworm)
Lineage: Eukaryota; Metazoa; Arthropoda; Insecta; Lepidoptera; Noctuidae
Product: zinc finger protein 883
Exons: 6
Coding region: 130-1953 (607 amino acids)
Cellular component (GO): nucleus
Molecular function (GO): zinc ion binding
Source: RefSeq, a predicted model, not a curated record
UGAUAGUGUCAAAUCAAAGAAACUGUCAUCAUCAGCAGAAAGCUGACUGUUUGUUGUUUUUUUUGUGAUUUACUUAAUUAAAGUAGAAUGUUAAUGAUAAUUCGUAGUAAUAAUUAAAUAUUAGCCACAAUGUUCGACAUAACUGAUUUAUGUCGCGGCUGUAUGAAGGACAAUGUAAGUUUAGUGAACUUAUAUGAAACAGUUCAAAUUGAGGAGGACAGCCUUCAAUUAGCUGAAUUAUUGGUGCAAUGUACGCCAGCGGAGGUAACCAAGGAGGAUGGGCUACCACAAAACCUUUGUGAUGCAUGUAUCAAGGUGUUACAAGUCGCGUACACCUUCCGAAUACAGGUGAUAAAGUCACAGGAAGAGUUAAAAAAGAUCCUACAAACAAAUAUAAAAACAGAACCACUAGAUGUCAGUCUAAAGACAGAAGACAAUGUCCCGGACUAUUUUGAUACAUUUGAAGAUUUUAAUUUUGAUAAUGAUUUCCCCAAAACAGAACUUGAAAAUGUGAUAUAUACCUGUAACAAAUGCAGUAAACAAUUUACUAAACACAAUAAAUAUUUAAGGCAUUUAGGAGCUCAUGAGAAUUUGUCCCUAGAGUGUAGUAUUUGUAAGAAGUUGUUUGGGAAUCAGGAGCUGUUAGACAAACACAAAGCGAAGCAUGAGAAAACGACGUGUUUGAUUUGUAAUAAACAUUUUGAGAAGGAAACUGAGUUACUGGAGCACAUGGUGAUGCAUACCGAAGGAUUAAAUAUAAAAGUUGAGAAUGAGGUGUCCGUGAACAUGCUUCGUUGUGUGGAAUGCAAUAUAACCUUUACGAAAGCGAGAUCACUAGCAAGUCAUAUGAAAAAACAUAAAAACAAACAAAACCAGGCAGAAUUUGUAUGUGAUACUUGUGGUAAGAGGUUUCUAAAGAAGUGUAUAUUAAAAAGACAUUUGUCUAUGCAUGAGAAGAAGUACAAAUGUGACGAGUGUUCCAAAUCAUUUGCAAGGCGAGAUCAACUGGUGGCUCAUGCAUAUAGCCAUAAAGAUAAGAAGCCCUAUGUCUGUUCCUACUGCAAGAAAGGUUUCUCCCAAAUGUGCAGUCUAAAGGACCAUGUCCGCACCCAUACAAAGGAGACUCCGUACUUAUGUUCGGAGUGUGGGAAAGGCUUUGCUAAUAACUCCAAUCUCCGGCAACAUAUGAUGAGACACACCGGCAUUAAACCUUUUGCCUGCAACCAGUGUCCCAAGACAUUCUGUACUAAAGGGCAGAUGACGUCCCACCUGACGACGCACACGGACGCGCACCCGUUCAAGUGCGCGGAGUGCGGCGCCGCCUUCACCAAGCAGAACUCGCUGAAGAAACACUCCCUCAUACAUCUGCCUGUACGGCCGUUCGCCUGCGAUACUUGUAAUAUGAGGUUUACAUGCAAAGACCAUUUGAAGCGUCACAACAGGAUCCACACGGGCGAGAAGCCAUACAAGUGCAGCUACUGCGAGCGCGCCUUCUCCCAGAGCAACGACCUGGUCAAACAUACCAGGCAACAUGUUGGACAGAAUAUUUACCAAUGCACAAUAUGCAGCGCACGGUUUCGUCUGGUUUCUGAACUGAAACACCACUACCCAGUGCACUUCGCAAACGGUAAGAGUGAAGGGGAUCAGAAUGACUCUAAAGGUGACCCCAAGGACCCCACAGUGACCCCAGCCGACAACAAGACCCCCAAAGAGCUCCCCCUACUAGAAAUGAAACCACAAAACGAUUUCAACGAACUUAUGACGUUCAAGAGUGAAAAAGAGCUCCCACAAUUAAAACCGCCACCUGAUCUUCCGAUUUUGACCCUUAAACCACCUGAGAAUAAAGACGACAAUGACGUGAUGGACUCCAACAGGAUUGUUAUUACUAUAAACAGUUGUGAUACGAACGGUGUCGUCAAUGGAUUUACAAUAAAGAUGCCCAAAGAAAGCUAGAACUAGACUGCAGAGGUUUGUAAUUUAGAACCUUAUUGCAACGCUACAAGGUUCAUUUCUUAAGCUACUUUGCUAUAAUUUAGUCUUGUUUUGUACAUAAUAAUUAUGUAUGGCUGUUACAUUUCCUGCCAGUAACAAAA